Nicotiana tabacum (common tobacco) is the source of this 645-nucleotide messenger RNA. Its product is annotated as glycine-rich protein-like. NCBI's taxonomy places the organism in Eukaryota, Viridiplantae, Streptophyta, Magnoliopsida, Solanales, Solanaceae. The record is from RefSeq and is a predicted model, not a curated record.
UAUAAAUAGAACCCAAGAUUACAUCAGUUUCUUCAUCCCUUAAUUUCAUAAGUAUCAUAACUAAGCUUUGAACAUAAAAGAAAACAUGGGUUCUAAGGCAUUUCUGUUUCUUGGCCUUUGUUUGGCUAUUUAUUUCCUGAUAAGCUCCGAGGUUGUAGCUGCGGAGUUGGCUGAGAUUUCCAACUCAAUGAAAUUGGAUAACGAGAAUGAAGUACACGUUGGCGGACGUGGCGGAUACAAUGGCGUUGGUGGUGAUGGACAUCAUGGUGGUGGUCGCGGCCGUGUUGUUCGUCGUCGUCGUCGUCAUCGUUAUAUAAUUAGGAGAUGCCGCUAUGGUUGCUGCAAGAAAGGUUACAAUGGUUGCAAAAGGUGUUGUUCCUACGCAGGUGAGGCCACGGAUAAAGUCAUUGAAGCCCUGCCUCACAACUGAUCAUUAUAUGUAAAGAGUUUAAGUUAUACAUACUGUUAAUACGUAUAAUUUUUGUAUAUACUAUGUAGUGAGAUGUAAUAAUCUUGCUACUGUAGACCUUGCUUGUAAGUUGUAACCAGUAUGAAUAAAGCCAUUCGGUUCUUACGGAUGGUUGGUCAUGUAAUGUUUUGUACAAUAUAUUGUGAUAAUAUGUUUCCAUAUUGUUUAUUUUCUUA